Spodoptera exigua (beet armyworm) is the source of this 2397-nucleotide messenger RNA. The record is from the annotation of a GenBank genome assembly. Lineage: Eukaryota; Metazoa; Arthropoda; Insecta; Lepidoptera; Noctuidae.
AACACUGGGUCAAUGGUCGUUGUUUACGUCAGUGCGAACCUGCAAAUAAUUUACUGAAAUUCCAAUAAACUUCGACUAAAAUGUAAAAAUACAUGUCGAUAAUUUAUCACAAUAUUAAUUAUUGUUUUUAUAUUCAAGUUUGCGUGUAGUAAAUAUUGAUUUGUUUGACUUUAGUAACAUAACCUAUAAGUGCGUAAUAAUUUUGUGUAAAAUUCUUCUGAACCAUGGCUCUGCAGUUAUCUAGACGGGAGGUGGACGAUCUAAGGUCGUCCUUGGACCGUGCAAUAUACAGAACUAUCGGGAAAUCGGAUAGUUCUUUACUAUCGACUGUUUCUUCUUGUCUAUCUAGCGGAUACGAAAGGCGGAAAAUCAUAGACAAGAUAUCAGCGCAUAUAGACUCAAAGAAAGCAAGCAAACUAGCUGACAAAGUCAUCGCUCUUGCACAAGAACUGGUCUCAAGUUCCAAAUCCCAGAAACGUAAACAUGAGUCUUCUGACAGGGAUAAGGAUGUCAAAAGGUCUAGACAUGAUGAGAAGGAGGAGAAGGACGAUAAGAAAGAAGAGAAGAAGAAUGGAGUUGAGGCUUUAGCGGUUAUGCCAGACGGAGAAACUGUUGGGUCGAAGAUGGCUGUCUUAAGUGCUGAUAGGAUUAAGUUAAUGAUGGCAAACGCUCAAAAGGAAAUUGAAGAGCGAAAGAGAGCGCUCCUAGCCAUGAAGGGAGACUCCAAGAGUGGAGUGAGUGCUGCGGCCGCGACCGCCCAGCAGCUGAAGGUUCAAGUCCAGCAGAACAGUUCACUAGCGCCACCUAGCGUCAUCAAACCUGUGUUAUAUUCUAAGCCUGUUGGAGGUGGUCUUAGUCAUGAGGAGCUGGAGAAGCAAAGGAAAAUAGCUGAACUCCAAGCAAGGAUACAGAGGAAACUAGCCGGCGGUGCCCUGACUAGUACGGCGGGCAGUGGUCCUGCCCCCCUUAUUCUGGAUAGAGAGGGGCGGACGGUGGACACCAGCGGGAAACGAGUUCAGCUUACACACGUAGCUCCAACGCUCAAGGCAAAUAUCCGCGCGAAGCGUCGCGAGGAGUUCCGCGCGCAGUUGUCGGGCGCGGCGUCGGUGGAGGGCGCGGGCGCGGGGGCGCGCUGGCACGACGAGCGCGUGCAGGCGCGCGCCCCCGUGCGCACGCGCAGGCCGCUGCGCUUCCACGAGCCCGGCAAGUUCACGCAGAUGGGGGACCGACUCCGGAUGAAGGCGCAACUGGAAAAGCUACAGAACGAGAUAUCGCAGAUAGCGCGAAAGACUGGCAUCUCUUCAGCUACAAAACUGGCGCUACUGGCGUCUGACACGCUAGACUCCGACAGAGUGCCAGACAUAGAAUGGUGGGACAGCGUGAUUCUGAUGACGCCUGAAGAACGUCAGAAUAAGCGUUCAGACCCGUCUGAAGCGUCAGACGGUCGGACUCACUCGCAGAGAGUUGACGCGUGCCACGUCGGGGGGGAUGAUAUCGUGGACAAUCUCAACGAGUUGGCGAUCACCAAUCUUGUCGAACAUCCUCAACAGCUGCGGCCUCCAACUGAACCCUUGAAGCCGACGUACAUGCCAGUGUUUUUGACGAAGAAAGAAAGGAAGAAGCUCCGCCGACAGAGUCGCAGGGAAGCGUGGAAGGAGGAACAGGAGAAGGUCAGACUCGGCCUGGAAGCACCUCCCGAACCCAAACUCAGAAUAUCGAAUCUGAUGAGAGCUCUGGGCACGGAGGCUGUCCAAGAUCCAACUGCUAUCGAGGCGAAGGUCCGGGAACAGAUCGCUAAAAGGCAAAAGACUCAUUUGGAAGCGAAUAAGGCGCGCGCUCUUACCAAGGACCAGAAAAGAGAGAAGGUCGACAGAAAAAUCAGAGAAGAUACGUCCCUGGGUGUACAUGUAGCUGUUUAUAGGGUAAAGGAUUUGUUUGAAUGCGCUUCAGCGAAGUUCAAGGUCGAAGCUAAUGCCUCCCAGCUCCAUAUGACGGGCAGCGUCCUGCUGCAUCGAGGAUGCUGCGUCGUCGUGGUCGAGGGGGGGCCCAAACAACACGCCAAGUAUAAAAGACUGAUGCUGCAUCGCAUAAAAUGGGAGGAGGAUAUGGUGAAGGAUGCGGAGGGAAACGAGGUCCCCAACAGUUGUACCCUCGUCUGGGAGGGCAUCGUCAAGCAGAGGGCCUUCGGAGAUAUCAAGUUUAAGGUGAUGCCGACAGAGAAGCAAGCUCGGGAACAUUUUCAGAAACAUCGCGUGGAACAUUAUUGGGACCUAGCAUACAGCGGCGCUGUCCUGGCGCCCAGCGACGAGCCCUAGCGCCCUUGACGAUACCUAACGCCCUAGCGCCCUGGGGCGCCAAUUAAUGCGACGAUAAUUGUAAUAAAUACAUUAAAACCAA